AUGCUCUCACUUUCUCUCACUUUCUCUCACUCUGGCCUCGUGGAAAUGUAUCCCAAAUCAAGGCUCUCAUUAGUACGGCUCCAGAAAGACGUGCUCCGGGACCUUUUCAUGGACACGGUUGUGCCCGAUGCGAGAUGGGAAUAUGAUCUCCUCGUCUUUAUGCCUAAGACACGCAGAAUUGUCCAGUCAACGUCAUCUCGGUUAACUAGCUUCAUUUCUCUUGUCGUCUGCUUCUCUUCUGACUUGGGCCGGGCAUUCGUCAUUCACCUCUGA
Molecule: messenger RNA, 273 nt
Organism: Protopolystoma xenopodis
Lineage: Eukaryota; Metazoa; Platyhelminthes; Monogenea; Polystomatidea; Polystomatidae
Source: the annotation of a GenBank genome assembly